This is a messenger RNA of Closterium sp. Naga37s-1, 447 nucleotides long. The record is from the annotation of a GenBank genome assembly. NCBI's taxonomy places the organism in Eukaryota, Viridiplantae, Streptophyta, Zygnematophyceae, Desmidiales, Closteriaceae.
AUGUGCUCUCUGAUUUACUCUUCCUUUCUCCACUGCCCUCUCCCUCAUCAACUCAUUCCCCAGACCAUCUGUUUCAUCUCCAACCUGAAGGCCCUUGCCAAGUACACAAUGUAUAACCCAUACUACUCUUCUCCCCCCACAUCCCGCCCCUUCUUUCCCUCCCUCCCUCUCCCCCAGACCAUCUGUUUCAUCUCUGUCCUCGCCGACUUCAAAGGCCCUUGCCAAACCAUCUGUUUCAUCUCCAUCCUCACCGACUUCAAGGCCCUUGCCAAGUGCAACCUGCGCCAGUUGUGCCUCCCCCAGGAGGAACCCAAGCCCGGUGCUGCCAAUGCUUCUGGGAAGGCCAAGCCUGCUGCUGCUGGAGAAGAAAAACCCGAUGCUGGUGAUGCUAGUGAUAGUGAUGACGAGGGUGGUGGUAAUGCUGCUGGUGAUACCACUCAAGCCUGA